Messenger RNA from Pelobates cultripes (western spadefoot toad), 546 nucleotides. Lineage: Eukaryota; Metazoa; Chordata; Amphibia; Anura; Pelobatidae. The record is from the annotation of a GenBank genome assembly.
AUGAAGGCUGUCUCCAACAUUGAUCUUUCCUGGAAGGAGGUGACACAGCAGGGCCUCAAGGCUGUGUGGAAAAAGAUCUGGCCAGAGCUGUGUGAGGAUGUGCAACUACCAGAGCCCAUUAUAGUGGAGAUAGUGGACCUAGUGACCACGGCUGGUCUAGGAGACACAGAUGCUCAGGACAUCGAGCAUUUAGUCCAGGCUUCAGGUGAGAGCAUCAACAAUGAGAACCUUAAAGGACUGGCUGAACAGGGCACACAGGAACCUCAGGACACCAGUGACUCGGACACUGAGCCUCCAAAAGAACUUUCCUCUAAGCUCCUAAACAGGGCAUUGCCUCAGGUCAAUGACAUAAUAGAUGAGCUAGUAGCCAAUGAUCCUGAUGCAACUAGGAGCAGGAAUGCAAGGUGCAUUGUGCUGGGAGGGGUGUCUUGCUACCGCCAUUUGCUGGAUAUCCGCAAGAAGCAUAGACAAAUAACCCUUGACCAAUUUGUGGCCAAAAGAACAAGGCAGGCGGUUGACCCUGGAGCCUCCACAUCCACCAGUUAA